This is a messenger RNA of Histoplasma capsulatum G186AR, 573 nucleotides long. RefSeq lists its product as uncharacterized. Bases 1 to 573 code for a protein of 190 amino acids. The record is from RefSeq and is a predicted model, not a curated record. The transcript has 2 exons. NCBI's taxonomy places the organism in Eukaryota, Fungi, Ascomycota, Eurotiomycetes, Onygenales, Ajellomycetaceae.
AUGAGCGAAGUUCAAAAUACUCCCGUUGCUCAACCGGCAGCUUCUGCUGACCCCCUGCCCGAAUUAUCCGCCGAAGACUUCGAAGUUUUCAACUUCUUUGCAGAGAAAAUGGACUUCCAUCAUAACGAGUUUCGAGUUUCAUGGACGAAAUUAUACGAUGCUUGCGUUGCCAACGAGCUGCCCAAGGACAUGUCUUUGGAGCAGUUCAUCCAACUCGGAACGGAAUUCUGCAAUAACCUGGAGAUCCACCACUCCUUGGAGGAGGCAUGGGUCUUUCCAAUUUUGGGCCAGCGCAUGCCAGCAUUCAAAGAUGAACAUAAGAAAGUCGAACUGCUCGUUCAGCACACACAUAUCCACACGGGCCUGACGAAUCUACUCGAGUAUCUUUCCGCGUGCAAGGAAGGCAAGAAGGAGUUCGCCUUGGAAGACCUGAAGGCGGUUAUGGAUGGGUUUAGGGAGAUAUUGUGGGUGCACAUGGAUAACGAGGUAGAUGAACUUCGGCCUGACAAAUUGCGGAAGUACUGGUCGCUCGAGGAAAUAAUGGCCAUGCCUUUCUACGAUCCCGUCAAAUAG